AUGAACUGGAGUUCAGCUAUCAGCUCCUCCUUGCUCAAGUUCUGCUUCUCCACCACCUGCAGCCCUCCAUCUUGCAGGAUCUUCCGGCAGCAUGGGUCCAGGCUGUCACUGAUGAGGCUGGCUCGCAGUCCAGUUUGUGGACAUGGUGAAGGGGAAAUCUCUAACAGGGGUCGUAAACGCUCAGGGCCUUACCAGUGCCUUCUCUCCACACACCAAACCUUGGAUUGGUCUGGCAGAAGCAUUGGGCACGCUGAUGCAUGCCUGGGCUGGCUCCCCAAAAGGGACCAUCCAGGUGGUUACACAAGGAACAUCUCUGAAGAAUGCCGGGACCUGCCUGACCCUGCAGUCAUUGUCGGCCUUCUGAGAGAAGCAUUGAAGCAGGCAGACGUGAACUUGGUGAACGCUAAGCUACUGGUGAAAGAGGCUGGCCUCAAUGUCACCACAUCCCACAGCCCUGGGAUCACAGGGGAGCAGGGCAGUGGGGAAUGCCUCCUGACUGUGGCCCUGGCAGGUGCUCCUUACCAAGCUGUGGGCUUGGUCCAGGGCACCACACCAAUGCUGCAGGUGCUCAACGGAGCUGUCUUUAGGCCAGAGGUGCCACUACGCAGGGGCCAACCACUGCUCAUGUUCCGGGCUCAGCCCUCCGACCCUGUAAUGCUGCCCACUAUGAUUGGCCUCCUGGCAGAGGCGGGUGUACAGCUUGCAGGAGACUAUCGAUUUUUCUCGGGACAUAAGGUUUCCAUAGUUACAGAUGCCCCAGUGCUGGCGCCUGGGUCCGGGUACCACGCAAGCGCAUACAGCCCUAUUGGCUGCCGCGCGCCUUUGGGUUCGAACGCGAGUUCCUCCCUCCCCUUCCUUCCGCUGACCUAUCGCCUACCUCCUCGGCCUCUCCUGUGCGCUCUGGGAACCUGUGACGUAAUUUUAGCGCGCCCUCGUCGUUUGGAGUGGCGACGCGGAACAUGGCGCGUUCCUAGAAGCCGUUUUCGGCAUCAGUAG
Molecule: messenger RNA, 996 nt
Organism: Mastomys coucha (southern multimammate mouse)
Lineage: Eukaryota; Metazoa; Chordata; Mammalia; Rodentia; Muridae
Exons: 3
Coding region: 1-996 (331 amino acids)
Source: RefSeq, a predicted model, not a curated record